AUGCGCAAAGCAAUAACCUCUCGAGAACCCGUCAAGAUUCAAGCCACAGACGAUACCAUGUUGGCAGAGUGGUGCAAUGCUUCACAGAACCGGGGCUAUGGAGACAAGUGCAAGCAAGCUAUCAUCUUUACCGCAAGCUCUACAGCCUUUUAUGGCGUCAAAGCGCUCGUCGUGAUUGGCAUAGCACCUCGCAGACCUUAUGACGAAGCAUACCAAGCCUGGAUGCGAGAGGUGCAGAAACAAAUCGCAGAAUCCACCUUUGCAAUCACUUGUAUAGAAGCGAGAGAGGCUGAAAAGCGAAAAGCAUCCGAUCGGGCGCGGGAAGAGGCCGAACUCAAUUCGAAAAAGCUUCAACUCCGGCAACGAGAAGUCAUUAUUGCUAAAGAAAAGACAAAGACCGUUUUGGCAAUGGCAGAGACUAUCGAUGUAGGAUUUUUCGACUAUCUACCGACAGGAGAGCUCAUACAAGCCAACAACGCGUUCUAUCAACUGAGUGGAUAUCCAAAAGAUCCAGCUUUGAACAAGCAAUACACNUUUUUGGACUAUUGUAUGCCAGACGACGUCGACACAGUCAUGGAAAAAUGGACUGGGCUCAUGUCCGGUGUGCCCUGUACAUUUGAGAUGAGAUGGAAGAACAAUACUCCUUCCGGCCAAUGGGUACUGGCCGCUUGCACGCCAGUCUUCGACGAGGAAGGCAACAUCGUCAGCAUCUCGGGCUGUACAACAGACCUUAGCAAGCAAAAACUCGCUCAGGAGAACGCUCUCAAAAGAGCCGAGGCGCUUGAACAGGUAAGAAUCAGCCAAGCAAGGUUGCUGCAAUUCACGAAUAUUGCGCCCAUCGGUAUCAUGAUACGGGGAUAUCCUAACGACGACUUGUAUUUUAACAACUGCUGGUACGAAAUGACUGGCCAUCCGAGACGAGCAUUUUCAGACGUGGAUCCCGCGUCUGUAUAUUAUCCUGACGAUCUAUGGAUACCCCGCGCGAAGAUUGCAGAGUGCCUCGAGUAUAAAAAAUCCGUCGAAUUCCGAGCUCGACUAAGAAAGACUUGGACCAGCGUUGACGGCUCAUUUCAAGGGCAGGCAUGGGUUUCCGUCAUAUGCUUUCCAGAGUACAGUGAGGAUGGCACUCUGGUCAAAGCUAUGUCUACAUGGACUGACAUCUCACAUCUGCAAUUCGAGGAACAUCUGCAACAGAAGAGGCUCGAAGCAGCCAUAGAAGCGAAGAGGAGCGCCGAGGCCUUCAUUGAUAUUACCAGUCAUGAGAUUCGAAACCCGCUUGGAGCGACAAUGCACUGUGCUGAUAUGCUGAGGGAAUCGCUUGUCGAAAUGGGGCAGCUUAUCAACACACUCGCCGAGGGCAAUCUGGACGAGGAAACGCGUCAGAAUACAAAAGGGAGACUGGAAGAGCAUCUUAAGAGUGGCACCGAGACGGUUGACACCAUUCUUUCUUGCUCCAUGCACCAAAAACGGGUAACCGAUGACAUUCUAUCUUUGUCGAAGCUCGAUUCCAAUCUUGUUCGGGUGACUCCAACCACGGUUCGCGCAACAGAAAUAUUGGACACAAACAUCUUCAGUGCUGAAGCUGAUCGCAUGGGUGUACAACUUCAGACAGAGCUAGACACUUCACUAAGCGAGCUCGACAUUGAUUGGGUUCUUGCGGAUUCCGGAAGGAUAUCCCAAGUACUAGUCAACCUCGUCACCAACGCCAUCAAGUUUACAAAAACUUCCCAAAGCGAGCGCACAGUUGUCGUACGUCUCGGAGCAUCGAAAGAGCGGCCCUCCAAUCUGUCGGUGACUUACGCCACGAUGAACACUUCCGACGCUCGAGUGCAAACCGAGCUCACGAAUGACGGAACUAUCUACCUUUGGUUCUCGGUAACCGAUAGCGGCUGCGGUAUGAGUGAGGAGGAGCAAAAACGCAUGUUCAACCGUUUUUCUCAAGCUUCUCCCAAAACCUACACUCAAUACGGCGGCUCUGGAUUGGGACUGUUCAUUAGCAAGAGGCUCGUGGAACUCCAGGGCGGACAGAUUGGUCUCUCCUCUGUAGUCGACGUCGGCUCCAGAUUCGCUUUCUACGUCCCCGCGACACGGGCUACAGAACCCUCAGAUCCACCAAAGCCGGAUCUCGCAAUACACACAAGAUCUCAGACUCUUACUUCAGCUCCUGUACAGGUCAAUGGAAUAGAUGCCAGUCAGCCCUCUUCAACUCUUUCUAUUUUGGUGGUCGAGGACAACCUUGUCAACCAAAAGGUCCUCCAAAAACACCUCACCAAGCUCGGACACAAAGUGCAGGUAGCAAACCAUGGCCAAGAAGCACUGGACUUCCUCGCAACCACCAGUGCUUGGAAACACGCCAAUCAAAACUCCACAAGCACCCUACAAGAUGUUGACGUGGUUCUUAUGGACAUCGAGAUGCCUGUCAUGAAUGGAUUGAUCUGCUCAAGGCGGAUCCGCGACAUGCAGGCUUCGGGAGAACUUGUCAGGCAUGUUCCCAUUAUUGCAGUCUCGGCCAAUGCUCGUACCGAGCAGACGAAGCAGGCCCAUGAUGCAGGAGUGGAUGACUUUAUCGUAAAACCUUUCCGGAUACCGGAGUUAAUUUCUGUCAUCAGUCGAUUGGUAGAGGUUGCAUGA
Aureobasidium uvarum is the source of this 2631-nucleotide messenger RNA. The record is from the annotation of a GenBank genome assembly. NCBI's taxonomy places the organism in Eukaryota, Fungi, Ascomycota, Dothideomycetes, Dothideales, Saccotheciaceae.